GCAAGUGAGAGACAGACUAAAGCAGCAAGUUGUGGAGAUGAAAGAGAAAUUUCCAGGCUUCAGACCAGGACUGGCAAUUUUGCAGGUUGGAAAUCGGGAUGAUUCGAACCUCUACAUUAACAUGAAGCUGAAGGCUGCUGCUGAGAUUGGGAUCAGUGCCAAUCACAUAAAGCUGCCAAACACAGCAACAGAAGCUGAUGUGCUGAAGUGCAUUGCCUCUCUGAACGGAGACCCAGCGGUUCAUGGCUUUAUCGUGCAGCUGCCCCUUGACUCUGACAAGCCCAUCAACACUGAAAGGAUCACCAAUGCUGUGGCACCCGAGAAGGAUGUGGAUGGCUUAAGUAGCAUCAAUGCUGGGAAACUCUCUAGAGGAGACCUUGGGGACUGCUUUAUUCCCUGCACGCCAAAGGGAUGCAUGGAACUUAUCAGGCAGACAGGUGUGCAGGUGGCAGGGAAGAGAGCCGUGGUGGUUGGCCGCAGUAAGAUCGUGGGUGCUCCCAUGCAUGACCUGCUGCUCUGGAACAAUGCCACGGUGACCACGUGCCAUUCGAAGACCUCCACCUUGGCUGAGGAGGUUGGCAAAGCUGAUAUCCUGGUGGUUGCAGCUGGUAAAGCUGAAAUGGUAAAAGGUGAAUGGAUCAAGCCUGGUGCAAUCGUAAUAGACUGUGGAAUUAACCACGUGCCAGACAGCACAAAGGCCAGUGGAAAAAGAGUUGUAGGAGAUGUGGCAUACAGUACAGCCAAGGAAAAAGCUUCCUUCAUCACGCCAGUUCCCGGUGGGGUUGGGCCGAUGACUGUGGCCAUGCUAAUGCAGAGCACCGUGGAGAGUGCACAGCGUUUCCUGGAGAAGUUCCAGCCUGGAAAAUGGACCAUUCAGUAUAACCAGCUUACCCUAAAGGUGCCUGUUCCAAGUGACAUUGAAAUCUCACAGUCUUGCAUACCCAAGCCCAUUGAUCAAGUUGCAAGAGAAGUUGGCCUGAGCCCUGACGAGGUGGAGCUCUACGGCCAGACCAAAGCCAAGGUUCAUCUGUCAGCUCUGAAGCGGCUGAAGAACCAGCCAGAUGGCAAAUACGUUGUGGUCACUGGGAUAACCCCCACUCCCCUGGGAGAGGGGAAGAGCACCACCACUGUGGGCCUGGUCCAAGCCUUGGGAGCACACCUGCACCAGAACGUCUUUGCCUGUGUCCGACAGCCUUCUCAGGGGCCAACUUUCGGUAUAAAAGGUGGAGCUGCAGGUGGUGGCUAUUGCCAGGUUGUCCCCAUGGAUGAGUUUAACCUUCACCUCACUGGUGACAUCCACGCUAUCACUGCAGCCAACAACCUGGUCGCUGCUGCUAUCGACGCACGGAUGUUCCACGAGCUGACUCAGUCUGACCAGGCUCUCUACAACCGCUUGGUGCCUUCUGUCAGUGGUGUUAGGAAGUUCUCAGACAUUCAGAUCCGAAGACUACAGAAACUGGGCAUUAACAAAACAGAUCCUAUGGCUUUGACAAAGGAAGAAGUCAACUCAUUUGUGAGAUUGGACAUUGACCCAAGCUCCAUAACAUGGCAAAGAGUGCUGGACACAAACGACAGGUUCCUCAGGAAAAUCACCAUUGGGCAGUCUCCAACAGAGAAAGGCUUCUCCCGAACGGCUCAGUUUGACAUCACCGUGAGCAGUGAAAUCAUGGCAGUCCUAGCACUAACUGAUGGGUUGGAUGAUAUGAAGAAGCGACUGGGCAGAAUGGUAGUAGCUUCCAGCAAGAAAGGACAACCAAUUACAGCAGAUGACCUUGGAGUGACUGGAGCUGUGGCUGUCUUGAUGAAAGAUGCUGUUAAACCAAACCUCAUGCAGACUCUAGAGGGAACACCAGUGUUUGUUCAUGCUGGACCCUUUGCCAACAUUGCACACGGGAAUUCUUCCGUGUUGGCCGAUAAAAUAGCACUCAAGCUUGUGGGCAAAGACGGUUUCGUUGUUACAGAAGCAGGAUUUGGAGCAGACAUAGGCAUGGAGAAGUUCUUUAACAUUAAGUGCCGCUACUCUGGUCUCCGGCCCCACGUGGUGGUGUUGGUGGCUACUGUCCGAGCUCUGAAGAUGCACGGGGGAGGACCUACAGUCACUGCUGGGGUACCUUUACCGAAGGAAUACACAGAAGAGAACCUUCAGCUGCUGGCAAAAGGCUGCAGUAACCUGAACAAGCAGAUCCAAAACGCGCACAUGUUUGGUGUCCCAGUCGUAGUGGCUGUCAAUGCUUUCAAAACAGAUACCAAGGCUGAGCUGGCCCUUGUAGUGCAGCAGGCAAAGCAGGCAGGAGCAUUCGAUGCUGUGGAGUGCACUCACUGGGCAGAGGGAGGGAAGGGAGCGCUGGCACUGGCCCAGGCUGUUCAGAGAGCAUCACAGACACCCAGCAACUUCAGGUUCCUCUACAACGUGGAGCUCCCUCUUGUAGAUAAGAUCAGGCUUAUUGCCCAGCAGAUCUACGGGGCGAGAGACAUUGAGCUGCUUCCAGAAGCACAGGAGAAAGUCGCCCUGUACACUAAGCAAGGAUUUGGAAACCUGCCAAUCUGCAUGGCUAAAACUCACUUAUCAUUGUCUCACGACCCUGAACAAAAAGGAGCACCCACAGGUUUCAUCCUGCCGAUCCGAGACAUUCGUGCCAGCGUCGGCGCUGGGUUCCUGUACCCCCUGGUGGGAACGAUGAGCACUAUGCCAGGACUGCCCACAAGACCCUGUUUCUAUGACAUAGACCUGGACCCGGUGUCGGGAGGAGUGAACGGGCUCUUCUGAGAGAAGAGGUAGCUCCCAGAACACCUGCUGAGUCAUGGACAUGGACCUGGGCCCUGGUCUGGUUUGUAAGUCAGAACAAGACAUAACUGAGAA
Messenger RNA from Acanthisitta chloris (rifleman), 2860 nucleotides. RefSeq names its product methylenetetrahydrofolate dehydrogenase (NADP+ dependent) 1, methenyltetrahydrofolate cyclohydrolase, formyltetrahydrofolate synthetase (gene MTHFD1). The record is from RefSeq and is a predicted model, not a curated record. Gene Ontology annotation, biological process: tetrahydrofolate interconversion. The annotation marks the transcript as partial. Lineage: Eukaryota; Metazoa; Chordata; Aves; Passeriformes; Acanthisittidae. Gene Ontology annotation, molecular function: formate-tetrahydrofolate ligase activity; ATP binding; methenyltetrahydrofolate cyclohydrolase activity. Gene Ontology annotation, cellular component: cytosol. The transcript is spliced from 27 exons.